AUGAUGGAAGAGGGAACGAGAGCGAUCCAACAGUCACGCGAGCGCCUGAGCGGAGAUCGAACGACGUUAGCGAGUGAAGGAGGUUUCUUCCGUGAUUUUGCGAAAUUUUAUUUCGGUGGGACCAUGCGGGACGAAGCUGCGAACCAGUUGCAGGGAUUCAAGGAAGCCUUCAAGGGGAAGCAGCAAUUGUUGGUGGCUGGACACGGAAGUCCUGUUGGAGAUCGUCUGAAUAGUUUGACGGCCGGAAGUCGGGGUCCGAUUUUACUACAAGAUGUCCCGUUGAUUGACGAGAUCAGUCAUUUUGAUCGCGAGAGGAUCCCUGAACGAGUGGUUCACGCCAAAGGAGCAGGAGCGUUUGGAUACUUCGAGGUGACCGAUGAUGUGACGCGGUAUACGAAAGCCGCCGUUUUUUCUGCCGUCGGGAAGCGAACGCCGAUUGCCGUCCGAUUUUCGACGGUCGGUGGAGAAAGCGGGUCUGCCGAUACCUCGCUAGGAGCGUUUGGAUACUUCGAGGUGACCGAUGAUGUGACGCGGUAUACGAAAGCCGCCGUUUUUUCUGCCGUCGGGAAGCGAACGCCGAUUGCCGUCCGAUUUUCGACGGUCGGUGGAGAAAGCGGGUCUGCCGAUACCGUUAGGGAUCCUCGGGGAUUUGCUGUUAAAUUUUACAGUGAAGAAGGCAACUGGGAUCUGGUGGGAAACAACACUCCGAUCUUCUUCAUCCGAGAUGGGAUCCUGUUUCCCUCUUUUAUUCACACACAGAAGCGCAACCCCCAGACUCACCUCAAGGAUGCGGACAUGUUCUGGGACUUUUUGUCGUUGCGGCCCGAGUCAACGCAUCAGGUUUCGUUCUUGUUCUCGGACCGGGGAAUCCCUGAUGGGUAUCGUCACAUGAAUGGAUACGGAUCCCACUUGGGACUUUUUGUCGUUGCGGCCCGAGUCAACGCAUCAGGUUUCGUUCUUGUUCUCGGACCGGGGAACCCCUGA
Molecule: messenger RNA, 984 nt
Organism: Notodromas monacha
Lineage: Eukaryota; Metazoa; Arthropoda; Ostracoda; Podocopida; Cyprididae
Source: the annotation of a GenBank genome assembly